GACAAACUUCAAUCCGUUCCGCUGCCCGCCCGUACUUUCGAGAAAUCGCGUUCGCUCGCUCUCUCUUCCAUAUUGAACUGGAUUCGUCAGAUUUCGCACGCCCAAUAUCUCCGUUACCUCGGAAGAAAUCUCGGACCUGUGUCGAUAAUAAACGGCUCGUCGUCUUUCGCACGCGCGAUACGAGAUGCGUAUUGCGUGUUUGCGCGGAAUCGCGAGACAGUGUCCAGUAUCUUACUAUCUGAAUGGACAAUAAGGUAGAUGUUUCCGAGGUUGAAAAUAUUUCAAUGAUUGGAACAUCUGGAAUUUUUCACCUACCUGACGUCCCAGAAAUAUCGGAUGUAUUAGAAUCCACUGGUCUUAGUCCCUUAACCUCUUCUCUGGAUCAAGCUCUCACGCUGCAAGAGGAAAAAACUCUUUCCGAAGUUAACAUGGGCAUUGAGGAUACAUGGACCGAAGCGAAUAGUUCAACGUCAGAUUAUGCAAUUCCCCUUCCACCGCCAUCGGGAUUAAGUGAUUUCUCGGAUGUUGGGGCCGAUCCUAUCGAUUCCGGAACGGGCAUAGAGCAUGGUCCUUUCCUGCCACCUGGCACACCAGCACUUAACAAUCUUUUUGCGGAAGCUGGAGAUUCUCACGAUGACUCGCCCAUGGAGGUAGUUAUCCUGCCUGCAGGCGUGUGCGGUCUUCGUAAUUUGGGUAAUACCUGUUUUAUGGCAGCUGGGUUGCAAUGUUUGACCGCGACUCCUCCUGUUCUACGACAUUUCUUGGAUUUACAGCAGAAAGGAGAAAAAGUGCCGCCACCUGGAUCACUAAUGGCGCACUUUAGUGUACUUCUCGGGAAAAUGUGGUCUGGAAGAUACAGCGUGCUCAGACCGACAGAAUUUAAGCAAACUUUAGGCGCCUACCAUUCGCAAUUUAAGGAUUAUAGACAGCACGACUGUCAAGAGUUUCUGGCGCUUUUGCUGGAUUCCCUCCACGAACAAAUGAACACGGCAAAGUGUGCCAAGAAUUGUCAAGUUCCGCUCUCGACCACUGCCAAUUUUAAUUCAAUUGAAAAUUCAAGCGGAAAGACCCUUUCUCCCGUCACUGCCACGGCCAACUCAAAUUGUAAUUCCGAUCUCUUGGACAUGUACGAAUGCUUGUCGCCAGAAUGCCCGAAUAGUCCGAACGUAACUAUGGCCGGCUCGCCGAGAGAUUUCGAUUCGUCGAUCGGCGAGCUUGACAGUAUCACGAAUUCGCCGAGAGAUUCGCCGUUGAAUGGCGAAGACGACGAGGAGACGCUCGAUUCAGACGAGACCGUCGAAGCGAAAUCGAGCACUUUUAUUCACAACAAAGUGAACGAGGAGGGCACAAGCGACGUCACCUCGUCGCGAUCGUUGAGACUGGACACGUUGAUAGAAUUGUCGAAAAACGUGCCGCAGUACAACGGCUUGUAUGACAUUCACAAAGAAGCCAAGACCAGUAAUGCCAAUUUCCUAGUAACACAACAAGAGUGUAAUAACGAGAUCCAUUACGACUCGCAGAAAUUUCCCAAGGAAAAUGUUCGCAGGAUGCCGUUAGACAAUUCGAAUCUAAUGGAGAAUCACGAUUUUGACAAUAAGAGCGUCAGCAUCAAGCGCAUAAAGGAGGUGAACGUUCAGAAGGUAAACGGCAGUCUCGAUCACGCGUCGAGCGACAUCGAGUACGAUAGCGGUUUGGAAAAGUGUAACGUGAAACGAAUGAGACUGGACGAUCAAGAGAAGAAUCACAAGCACGACGGUCUUGGUAGCGAGAGCACUCAGUGCGCGCGAAUCCCGCAGAAUUACGGAAACGGCGCUAUAGCCGCGCAAGAGGAGAUCGAGGCGGACAAACAUUGGGUGAAGCAUCUGCGAUCCAACAGGAGUAUCAUUGUUGACACCUUUCAAGGCCAGUUUAAGAGCACGGUCGUUUGCUCGGUCUGUAAUCACAUUUCCGUUACGUACGAACCUUUUAUGUAUUUGUCGGUACCGCUGCCUCACGCUAUGGAGAGGCAGUUAAACGUCACGUAUAUUCCCGCGAACGGAGAACAGCCCAUAAGAUGCGUCGUUUCCUUAAACAAGCAGUCUCGUGUCGGGAAGUUGAAGGAAGAGUUAUUAAAGACACUAGGCAAGGAGAAUAUUUCGGUGACGAAUAUCGCACUCGCGGAGGUUCUGGAGAAUCACAUAGCGAAGAUUCUGGACGACAAUACACUCUUGAGACACGUCAAUGAUACGAAUCGAUCGAUAUACGCCUUUGAACUCACGGAACCUCCCGACGCGUACACUUCAGUACCUGAUGGCGGUGGGGAUCGUCCAGCGGAGACGGACUCUUGCCAGAAAUGCACCGUCACGGGCGAGGAGGUGCCGUGCAUGAUCUGUCUCGAGGAGUUGGACGGCGACUUGAAGAAGCACAGCGGAAAUAACUGUAACAUCAUCAUGUGCGAUAUGUGCAUCGAGAAUUACUUCAAGAAUCAAACGGAACCUCAACCGUGUCCGAUGUGUUCCACGUAUAUGACAGCAUCGUCGUUUACGAAGAUAGACCAGACGGGUCGGCCGAGACCUACAGUACGUAUUCUGAACGUACCUUUGGUGUUGAGGCACGACACAACGAAUGAAACGACGAACAACCGCAAGAGCACGAAGCUGUUCGAUUAUCCGCAUCUGAUACGGCUUCCGUCGAGAGUGAACGCACGUGAUUUAUAUGAAGUCGUUAAGAAAAACGUGCCUCACGAAGGUCACUAUACAAUCCAUUUUGUUGACGGACAGGGUCAUCAUUGUUCGCGAUGCAUGUACACCGCGCAUUGUACAGGAUGUAGCGUGCCUGAAACGGGAAUGGUCGCGCUACAGAACGGUGAUACGCUUGCAGUUCGUUAUACCGAAUAUGUUCCUAAGAUUCAACAUCCUAUCGAUCACGUUAGUGUCAGUAAGCAACGUCCACAUCAUCCACUAUCUCUUUACGAUUGCCUUCAAGCGUUUAGUCAAAGCGAAACUCUAGACGAACAUAAUCCUUGGUUUUGUCCGAAAUGUGGGCGUAACCAAUGUGCCACGAAAACACUCACGGUACAUCGAUAUCCCAAGUUCCUUAUUGUAUAUCUAAAACGAUUUGUGUUUUAUGAAUGCGCGAGCAUGAAGCUAGACGACAAGGUCACAUUCCCUCUGGUGGGUCUGAGUGUGGGACGCCACCUUUAUGAUCUCUAUGCCUGCGUUUGUCAUUUUGGAGGUGUGUCGGCGGGUCAUUACACGGCUUACGCGAAAAAUCCUCGCACGGACGUGUGGUAUUAUUAUAAUGACGAGAUCACGAGCAGGCAGAAACCGCAAGAAGAGGACUUCAGCAAUGCGUAUAUAUUGUUUUAUAGUCGACAAGGGACCAACUUAAAACCGUGCAAUAUAUAACAAGUGGUGUGUCGAACUUGUUAGCCGAUAGAACACGUCGAUCGGAGAGAAAAAGGACAGUUGUGGUAGGAUAAAAAAAAAACAUAAUAAAAAAAAAAA
This is a messenger RNA of Pseudomyrmex gracilis, 3485 nucleotides long. RefSeq lists its product as uncharacterized. Gene Ontology annotation, molecular function: cysteine-type deubiquitinase activity. The transcript is spliced from 13 exons. The record is from RefSeq and is a predicted model, not a curated record. Lineage: Eukaryota; Metazoa; Arthropoda; Insecta; Hymenoptera; Formicidae. Bases 243 to 3386 code for a protein of 1047 amino acids. Gene Ontology annotation, biological process: protein deubiquitination.